This is a messenger RNA of Parastagonospora nodorum SN15, 1153 nucleotides long. RefSeq lists its product as hypothetical. The coding region runs from base 181 to 984 and encodes 267 amino acids. The record is from RefSeq and is a predicted model, not a curated record. Lineage: Eukaryota; Fungi; Ascomycota; Dothideomycetes; Pleosporales; Phaeosphaeriaceae. The transcript has 2 exons.
GCAUCCAUGGAUAAAUUCAUCGGUAUGUCCCACGUUCUUGCUGGAAUCCAGCUGAUCAUCCACAACUGUAUCAUCUCUUGAACAUCGAACGGUACUUGGCAGUGCAAGCAUCCACCUCUUCGGCAGCACAUCUAUCGUUUCCAACACGUACUUGACUUUGUACAUCAUCGUACAAUAAUCAUGCGCGGAAGUACUCUAUUCCUCGUCGCUUCAUGCGUGCUUCCCAUUUUCGCGAGCCCUGUGCCCAUGGAAGGAAUCAAGGCCCGCAAUGUACCUGUUUUGAAUCGUCGUAAUACGCUUUCCGUUACCAACCUCUUUCCUACGAUCUUCGGCAAGAGGUCCAUUGUUGAAGCAGUUCCGAAUUCUCUUACAGACAUCGAGGCACGAGGGCGUAACACACCAGGUGGAGGCUUGAAGGAACGAUCUGUGGGAGCCGACAUCGAGGCACGUGGACGUAACACACCAGGUGGAGGCCUAAAGGAACGAUCCGUGGAAGCUGAUAUUGAGGCACGUGGACGUAACACACCAGGUGGAGGCCUGAAGGAACGAUCCGUGGAAGCUGAUAUCGAGGCCCGAGGGCGUAACACACCAGGUGGAGGCUUGAAGGAACGAUCCGUGGGAGCCGACAUCGAGGCACGUGGACGUAACACACCAGGUGGAGGCCUGAAGGAACGAUCCGUGGAAGCUGAUAUCGAGGCCCGAGGGCGUAACACACCAGGUGGAGGCUUGAAGGAACGAUCCGUGGGAGCCGACAUCGAGGCACGUGGACGUAACACACCAGGUGGAGGCCUGAAGGAACGAUCCGUGGAAGCUGAUAUCGAGGCCCGAGGGCGUAACACACCAGGUGGAGGCUUGAAGGAACGGUCAGUAGAAGCUGAUAUCGAGGCCCGAGGGCGUAAUACACCAGGUGGAGGCCUGAAGGAACGAUCCGUGGAAGUCGACAUCGAGGCACGAGGGCGGAAUACGCCUGGCGGAGGAUUGUAGAGACGGCAAAUGAACGUCUAGGCACGAGAACGCCACUCCAUAGCUGCUGGUAAAGAAGAUGAAAGGAAGGGACUUUAUUAAUUUCUGUAUGUAUCCAUAUGUUCGAAGGGCGGUUCCUCUCUGUAAGGUAAAUUAAGUCUUAAAUCCACCCUGGAGGUGGCAAAUUCUU